GCAGCAUUUUGGAAUAAUUAUGAAAUAGUAUCAUUAUUAUUACAAAAUGAUAUUGAUAUAAAUUCACAAACAAAUGGUGGACAAACAGCAUUACAUUUAGCUGCAUCACAAAAAAAAUCAUCGUGA
Molecule: messenger RNA, 126 nt
Organism: Adineta steineri
Lineage: Eukaryota; Metazoa; Rotifera; Eurotatoria; Adinetida; Adinetidae
Source: the annotation of a GenBank genome assembly